Aspergillus homomorphus CBS 101889 is the source of this 802-nucleotide messenger RNA. RefSeq lists its product as uncharacterized. Bases 262 to 744 code for a protein of 160 amino acids. The record is from RefSeq and is a predicted model, not a curated record. The transcript has a single exon. NCBI's taxonomy places the organism in Eukaryota, Fungi, Ascomycota, Eurotiomycetes, Eurotiales, Aspergillaceae.
CCUGUUUCAGCUGCGUGCAGAUUAAAUUGCAUGAAGCGAUACGAUUUCAUCCCCAAAUGCCCUUGGUCCAGCUUUCUCGGCCUUCUUAGCUCUUUCUCCAUCAAGGGGUACUAAGCGCGCCUGCCCGGGGAGUAAUAGGGUGAGCAGACCUCAAUAACUUCAAGAUCCGCUACCACCAGGACAACCAGGUGUGUCAUAAAUACCACCGACGACCCAAAGGACGGUAUCGAUCGACCACCAAACGCCCGCCAUCGUCAUACUAUGCGAGGAAUAUGUUUCGCGAGUUUUCCCACCUUUCUUAUCCAGAUAUCGUCUGAGCACCAUGGUUCCGAUGGAAUAAAUUGCAAGGAAUGUCAUGAAAGAUGCCAGCACCCAGUGAUGGGCAUACCACUGAUCCACACGUCAAAAACCCAAGCAAAUCGACAACAGUAUCGCCGUGCGUUCUUGAAGAUAACACUUAUUGUCCAUCGGCCGUCUGUCAAAGCCGCCCCAGCGCCGCUGAAGAUGAGGCAGCUUCUGAUGCUGUGCAGGUUUACACACGCACAUUAUGAUCAUCAUGGCAAAGCCGAUCAAUAUAGAGCCAAGACCGAUCGCAACGACUAUGGUGUAGGUAUCCCAGGGAAUAUAUGCCCGAAUAUGCCUCAGCCCGGGAAUGGAGCCACGCGACGGAGCCAGAGCCGGAGCCGGAGCCGGAGCCUCGCCACGAUCGCGCUCUUGUUCGACCUUAGAAUCCAUUGUAGAUGAAUAAACUGCUGGGUCAAAUCACGUGCUGUUGGUGAAUCUAAAGGCGUUCGUCUCGUCG